This is a messenger RNA of Cantharellus anzutake, 413 nucleotides long. RefSeq names its product ubiquitin-related domain-containing protein. Lineage: Eukaryota; Fungi; Basidiomycota; Agaricomycetes; Cantharellales; Hydnaceae. Gene Ontology annotation, cellular component: cytoplasm; nucleus. Gene Ontology annotation, biological process: modification-dependent protein catabolic process; protein ubiquitination. The transcript is spliced from 2 exons. Gene Ontology annotation, molecular function: protein tag activity; ubiquitin protein ligase binding. The annotation marks the transcript as partial. The record is from RefSeq and is a predicted model, not a curated record.
UAAUGCGUAUUACUGUCAAGACAUCCGAGGGGAGGCACACUAUCCAAGCCGAACCGAACCAUACGAUCAAUGAUCUCAAGCAAAAGGUACACCACAGGACAGGCAUUCCACCUGCCGAGCAACGCUUUUUAUUCAAUAACGGGCAGCUGGGAGAUGAUUCGACCUUGCUUUCCGAGAAUCACAUACAGGAUGGGUCUGAACUCAGCCUUGCCCGCAAGCGUCGUCUGGUGGCCUAGUCCAACUCUCCCUAACGCCCUCAGGCGAUUCUCGCGUUGUACGCGAGUGAGAUACUCCUUGCACUCCGCUAGGCGAGCGGCGAGCUUGGGUUGCACAUAUGUGAUGAACAAGUUAGAAAGCACUGUAGAACGUCGGGAUAGGGGCAUAAUGCGUAAUGAAAUUGUAAUGACUGAACA